AUGCCUCCGCUUAGUAAAAUUUGGUCUCAUUUUACAAAGCUUGGUCAUGAGGCCACUUAUAAACAAGAAAGAGCUCAAUGUAAUUAUUGUUCACAUAAAUUGCUUGCUGCUGCAAAUUGUUGUUCACAACACCUUAGAAAUGUACCAAAUCAAUCUGAGAAUUCUACUUCCUCUUCUUCCUCUACUUCUUUAUCUCAAUCAACUCAUUUAGUUAACAUCUCAAUUAUUAAUUUUAUUGAUAGAAUUUCUUUUGCAGAGCAACAAGAAUUUGAAAUUUUAUUUGCAACUGCUAUUUUUUUGUUGCGGACUUCAUUUUUCAUUUUCUGA
This is a messenger RNA of Entrophospora sp. SA101, 327 nucleotides long. The record is from the annotation of a GenBank genome assembly. Lineage: Eukaryota; Fungi; Glomeromycota; Glomeromycetes; Entrophosporales; Entrophosporaceae.